Messenger RNA from Notolabrus celidotus (New Zealand spotty), 4936 nucleotides. RefSeq lists its product as uncharacterized. The coding region runs from base 89 to 4306 and encodes 1405 amino acids. Lineage: Eukaryota; Metazoa; Chordata; Actinopteri; Labriformes; Labridae. The transcript has 2 exons. The record is from RefSeq and is a predicted model, not a curated record.
CUCCUCGACCCAGCAGCCCGCAGAGUUUUCCGUCCUGUGUCGAGAUAACAUCGUGAACGCGGACCACCUGACGGUAAGACCGGACUAAAUGGAAGCAGCGGAGGAAACUCUCACUUACCGAGAUGACGCCGUACUUCACAGGAAGCUGCUCCCAGAGGACAAAGAGAUCGAAAAGAGGGACAUAAAGAAGGGCCACUCCGCCGAGACAAACAGCGAAGAGUCCAACUAUGUAGAUCUGGACAUGAAACCGGACGGCGCAAAAACCGUUAAAGUAACUUUCACUGGCGAGGGAAACCAGCUGUCUGUAGUGAAAUGCGACAAAACAAAGAGAGGGGAGCAUGACAAGGAGGUGAAAAUAAUUUCAGAGGACAUGCGGGCAACCGACCCGGGGCCUGUUUCGGGUGAGCCUCCUCUUGAAACUCUGAUCAAACUUCCAAACACGGAUAAGGACUCUGAGAAUGAGAAGCAGGGCCGGGCCAAGACAGACGCAAGCGACUGCAGUGAAAGUGAAGAGCUCCAGUACACAGACAAUUAUCUGAACAGCAAAACCGAGUCUGAUGACGGUGCCAGCGCGGUUUUGUCGGACCACUGUGGCUCAGAUACUGUGGAGGACGAGUCCCACUAUAUUACAACGCACGAGAUCCAGCUGACCGAGCUCGACCACGACGUAGAUUACGACCUGGGCCGAGGGACCUGCUGGGAUUUCGAAGACAACAACCUGGUUUAUUCCUUUGUGGAUUACGCGUCUUUUGAGAGCGACGACACGCAGGAGGGGACUCUGAUCCUGGAGGGCAGGAGUCAGGCGAAAGUGCAGUCUAAUCUCGGGGGGGCGGUUGUCAGCACGGAACAGGAGGAAAGUGAUCUCGGUGACUCGGAUAAAUGCGCAAGCUCAGAUGAAAGCGUGAGUAAAAAUCACAUUGUAGACGCUAAUGCGGGUAAAAUUCACUUAUCGAUUAAAACAUCCUCUAGGGCAGUGAACGAACCUGUGAACAUCUUUGACAGCAGCACCUGUGGCUACAACAAACAUUUUGGAGACAGGAGCCAAUUUUCCUUUGUGAGCUCUGGCGCCAGAGCGGGGCCCCUGUGCGAUAGAGCGCAAUGUUUCAUCCCUGCGCCGGGCCGUCAGCACCUUGCAACCAAACUGAGACGGAAAGAUAUUAAUGAGUAUUCCAGCGGAGCGUCCAGCUCCAUCAGUGAGCUGGAUGACGCUGAUAAAGAGGUGCGUAAUUUAACCGCCAAGUCUUUCCGGAGUUUGGCAUGUCCAUACUUCGAUGCCAUUAAUCUUAGUACCUCGAGUGAGUCUUCGAUGUCUGAAUAUGGGCUGAAUAAAUGGUCAGCUUAUGUGGACUGGAAUUAUGGAAACAUAACCCGCGGAGGUGAGCGCAACGUGAUGGCGCACAAGACUUCAAGCGCAACGUUGAAAAUGAAUAAGACUAUGGACACUAAGAGGCAGGGUAAGUCUGUUGGUGUCGUGAAAGCUCCGCAAACCAAGAUGUACACACUGAACAAAAGAACAACUCAACGGUCUACCUCUUCUGGUAAAAAGAUCGAUGUGACAGAUCAGCCACAGCAGCGUGGAGUCACGCUGAAUUUCCGCUGUAAUGUUGAAGCGCCUGAAGGCGCCAGGCGGCCAAAAUGCUCCAAGAAUGCACGAACCAAUGAGAUCACAGGGACUGUUGUAGCUAGGUCAGGAUGUGAGAUGCAGUACAAUCACACAGACAACACGGAUGGCACACACCAAAGAGCAGUUUUUGCAUCAAGUCUACUAAAAAAUGUAAUUUCUAAAAAGAUGCAGUUUGAACAGGAGCGCAAAAUGGAGAGGGGAGAAAUUCGUGACACACACCCAGCACUCUCACCAAGUUCUCAAAUCAAAGAUCAAGACACAAUACAAGACAGGAGUCAAGGAAGAGGCUUUCAAAGACAGGUUUCAGAGUCAGGCUCAGGAUUUAACUCUGCGGAUGAUCAGCUCCAGGAGGGCAGCAGACCUGGUUCCUCAGAGCCCGCAGAGGAGGAGAGAAGCAACAAAAAACCACUGGAGUCAGAAAACACGUCUCCAAAAGCAGUGCUUUACCAGAGUCAAAGUAGUGCUUUUAAUGUAGUGAAAGAAGAGGAGGCAGAAGUGCCAAAGGAUCCCGAACCCACUCCUGUAAGUGACACACAGACAACAGCGAAAGAAGCAUUAGACACCAACAGCAUGCUGACAAAACUGCUCUUUGUUCCAAGCUACCAGCUCCAUUCAAAAAAGAAGGAAUUCAAAGAAGACCUGCCAAUCAGUGCACCUGUCACAGGUGCACCUGCUGCCCAGAUACUUGAAAGGGGUGAAAGUGAAAAGGGGGGAAACCCCCCGGAGAUAAAGAUAUGCCUGCGAAGUGUAAAGGAAAAUAAAGGCUGCACACUGAAUAUUGCCAACCUUUUAACCCCCAAUAUAAGUUACAACACUGUCAACACGUUCAGAGCAGCAGGUGAUGCUAAAUGUCACAUUUGGUCUGCUUCAGAUAAAAUUCCAAACUUCACUGUGAGAGACAUAAGAGACACAAAAUGCAAGUUCCAAACACCAAUCUAUCAGGUCAGAGAUGUGCGUAAACUGGUCAAAAGUUCAUACCGCUUUGUUUCUUUGGAUCACAGUGAGAAUAAAUACUCAAGGGCUGCUGAUAAAGUCGAAGCCACAAAGGAGCCAGUGAAGCAUGUAUUACCAUCUCCUAUUGUGAUCAAAUGUCACUCUGUUAAAACCAAUGUUAAGCAACAGGCUGCUGAGGCAUCACAGAAACAGUCAGAAGCACUUCAAAGUGAAAACACACACAGCAGGGUGACACCUGUAGCGUCAAAGCAGCCACAUACUGAGCAGUUAGACAAUCAGACAAAUAUUGAAAGCAAACCAAUAAAACAGAGGCAGGAAAAGUUUGCAGGUGAGUCUAAAAUACCAAAACAAGCUGCGCUCGAGAAGCUCAAAGCUGCAGUGAAAACAAUGGAGCAGCUUUAUGUGUUUGACAGAAAUGAAUGGAAGCGCAAAAAUCAGGCCCCACAAACAAUCACAGGCAGCCAUGUGCUGUCACUUAUUGCCAGUGAGGAGCAGGGAGCAGAGGAGCCGGAGACAAUCGGUCAGCCUUUGACACAUAGCACAGAAACAGUCAAACCACAGGAAAGUAAAGGAGCUCAGAAUAUCAUACAUGUCCCUUACAGUGAUGACACAUUUAAAACUCAAUCACAGCAAAGUCAGACAUUCAGUAAUAAAAGUGUCCUUCAUUUAGGCAGCAAAGCACGUGUCAGCAUAAGUUCAGUUAAUAACUCUGUUCCACAAAAAUCUGAGCUGCAGACUUCAUCGACUAUGAAAAGCUCCAACACACCACCGGCUCCACUGUCAGUGAAAAUAGAGCCCCCCAAACACGGCCAGGUGGACCAGGGAAAGGUCAAAAUCAUUCCCACUAAUCCCGCUGUCACACAGGCCUGCACAGACUCCGAGAACUACUUAACCAUCCCGGGGCUGGGGUACAAGAAUGAAAUCAAACUGCAGAAUCCAGAGCCUGUUUCGAAUAUGGAGAGAUCAAACAUUAACAAAAUCAAAACAGGUGACAGCCUAACACCCCCUAUAAUCCUGGAGUACCCUGCUUCAAGUAUCUACCAUCACGCAAGGGCACCAGCAGAGCCUACAGCAGCACAUCAGGCAUUGUGUAUCUGUCCCUCUAUCCCUGCAGUGUCACCUACACCUGCUGGAGAGACUGUCCCACAAACACAGCGCAAGAUGCUUCUGGACCCCACCACAGGACAUUAUUACCUGGUGGACACCCCAAUACAGGCCACCACAAAGAGACUUUAUGACCCCGAGACAGGCCAGUAUGUGGAUGUGCCCAUGCCCCAUUCUCCUGUGUCACCCAUGACCCCUGUUACUCCAGUCACUCCUGUCACCCCUAUUCCUCUCUCUGUCUCCCCCCUGGCUCUGAGCCCAGGCGCGUAUGCCCCCACCUACAUGAUCUACCCCGGCUUCAUCCCCUCGCCCACCCUGCCAGCCCAGGCAGUGUUAACACAUUCACCGUGUCUGUCUGAGGAUGCAGGGGGAGAGAAGGGAAACAAAGUAAGAAGCCCCAGACUGGAAGCUAACGCAGCAGGCGCAGAGAGUGCAUAUUACAGUGCAACAGGUGAGGCUGCCCUGCAGCUGCCCAUGAGCUUGGGACAUGUGACCCCCACUGGAAGUGCAGCGGGCUCUGACAGGAAGCCAGUUAUCAGCAUCACCACGCAACAAGGUCCAAGAAUCAUCGCCCCGCCCUCCUUUGAUGGAACAACAAUGAGCUUUGUAGUGGAGCAUCGGUGACCAAGGAAACAUCUCAUCAUACAUAAAUCUCCACUGAAGAAUCUGUCUUCAUUCAUCAAGAGUGCAGGUUUCAUCUCCAUAGCCCACCUUACCUGUGACCUACUCCCCAGGAAAACCUCAACCAAAAAGAUACUAUCCCCACUUUGCCCUGUUGUUCCUCCUUGCAGCAGACCUUACUCUUACUCUGUAUGCAUUGUAGCACUUUGUAGGAUAAAAGCAUUCAGCCACAUCCUCUGGCUGGUGCUGUGCCAUAUUGUUUUAUGAAUCUGCUUUGUAAUACUUUCCAUUUAGCUGCUGUCUAGAACUCUUGAAAUGCUGUUUUGGCCCUGCAACAUGUCAGUUUAGAAGGAAACAAGGCAGGCUUUCUAUUACAGUUCAGUGUUAACAGCCAAGCGGCUAUCAUACUAUUGUAUAUUUUACAUUACUUAGUGUUUAAAGCAAGACUAUGCAGAGCAUAAACAACCUUUAUUUAACCAUGUUAUUGUAUUACUGUAACACACUGACAAAGUCAGGGUGCUGACAUUAUGUCUAUUGUUGUGUUUGUGUUGUGUCAGUUGUAGGAUUUAAAAGAAUUUUUUCAUUAAUUUUUCAUAAAAAUAAAAUAAUAAGUAUACCCCUAUAUACCCUCCC